This is a messenger RNA of Pocillopora meandrina, 3770 nucleotides long. NCBI's taxonomy places the organism in Eukaryota, Metazoa, Cnidaria, Anthozoa, Scleractinia, Pocilloporidae. The record is from the annotation of a GenBank genome assembly.
AUGAUGGCGACAACAAAUGUAACAGGAAGUGGAACACAGACGAAUACAUUUCAAAGAUUGCUAUGCUCCCCGUUGUGGGUAGGUGAGUCAAAACAACAGUCCCUUUCAUUCUUAACAAUCAACAUUUUCCUCUCCAUCACAGCAACUCUUGGGAAUUGUAUCAUUCUUGUUGCCCUUCACAAGGAAUCUUCCCUCCAUCCGCCAUCCAAACUCUUAUAUCGUUGUCUGGCAACAACUGAUCUGUUGGUUGGUCUUGUUACCCAGCCUCUCUAUGCUGCCUACUGGAUGUCCGUGGUUCACGAACACUGGAGUCUUUGUCGAUACGCAAGGGACGCAUCGUACAUAUCAAGCUAUGCGUUAUGUGGAGUGUCUUUGUUAACGAUGACGGCUAUAAGCGUGGACCGACUUCUCGCCAUGUUGUUGGGACUGAGAUACAGAGAGAUUGUAACUUUGAGGCGUACACAUAUCAUUUUAGCCAUCGUUUGGGUUGUAUGUGUAAUCGCUGGUUUAUUCACACAUCUCAGUUACCGCAUAAGCCUUUGGUGUAGCUUUAUAAUUACACCAUCUUGCUUAGUAAUCUCAAUCGCCUCGUACGCAAAGAUUUUCCGCGCUCUCAGUCAUCAUCAGGCUCAAAUACAAAAUCAUGUUCAACAACAGCCGAGCCAACCAAGUGCUCUGAACAUGGCGCAAUACAGAAAGGCAGUGCACAGUGCACUAUGGGUGCAGUUAGCUUUAGUUGUCUGUUAUAUUCCACAAUUUACAGUGGAAAUUAGGAUCUCUGUAGGUAAAAAUCGAUUUUCGAAUUUCAGUAUAAUCAAUGGAGUGGCAAAUGUCUUAGUGUUAUUUAACUCUACUUUGAACCCGUUCCUUUACUGCUGGAAUAUAAGUGAAGUGAGAAGAGCAGUAAAGCAGACAAUCCGACAAGCAAUCUGCUACGCAUAGCGGUAGACCUAUAGUUUAACACUGGCAUGUACUGCUUUUCUAUAACUUAUUUGGAAAUUGUGAUAUCUUUGAGUUAAAACCGAUUAUCGAAUUUCAUCAUAAUCAGGGGCAUGGCGAAUGUAUUAGUUUUCUUUAACUCGACUUAAAACCCGUUUCUUUACUGUUAAUUUUAAAAGCACCUUUAUUACCAAACUCGAAUAUUCAAGAAGAUUACGUGACUCUGUCACAGGCUGUGUACACACAGCUGGUCUUAUGAAAAAAUAUUUUCAUAUAAUGACAAUCAAGAGCGAAAAAUGCUAACACGCGCUCUUGAGUAUCUACCAUUGCUCCUAAUUAAAAUGGUUUGUAUGACAGCUCACUCGCUUGAAUUUCAUCUGAUGAUCAAAGAAUGAUUUAUGUCAUUAAAGUUCUGAAAACAUGAAUAAGUGUAAUUGAAGGAAUAGGUCUUAAGUUUAAAAACUAGUACGCUCUAACCUCUUUUGUGUGGUUUCCUUUAACGCUUCCCUGUCGUCCUCAGGACUGUUGCGAAUAUCAAGGAAUAAAUAACAGGUUGUGCGCAAAUUUUUUGAUGAGUAAAUAAUAUAAAAAAAAGAUAGGGUUGCCGUAAAUGUCACAAAUGAAGGUAUAUCUCAUAGAUAAAACAAGAAUCAAAUAAAUUUGGUCAGUGAUGUUUAAAAGUUCAGAAUUAUUUAUCAAUCGAAAUGAUUUCCGACCGCGAUUUCUGGCUAUCUUAGACUUAUGUUCUAAAAUACUUCAGAAGACUCUAAAAAUAUUUGUAUAUUUACUGUCUUGCUGAGUCAUGAGCUAAGCCAGGCAAACCAAGCUGAAACUGAUCUUUUAAUAGAAUAUGAUAAAGUGAUGUAGAAUGUCCCAGGCUGUUAAACAUUUCUCUUUAAGUGGAGCUCAUAUUUAGUUGCUGUUGUUAUCACUAUCCUUUUCCAAGCAUUCAUUUAGUAAAACGGGGCGAAAUGGUAUAAGGCACGAUACCCACAAUAGAGUGAUAAAACGGGGGAGUGUUGGGUCGGAUCGGGUUGGGUGAAAGCCGUUCUUUACCCGACUCGACCCAAGCCCCACUUUUUUUUUGCUCCGCCGUGACUAUCGCGCCGUUAACUGGGCACUUUGUUUUACUAGCUGAACGCCUCAAACAGGCUGUGUUAUCACUCAAUAAGCUGUCAAAAAAAAAGCUGUGAUGCAGAAUACAAGAGACUAAAACCUAGAAUGAGGAAUUGAGAGACAAAAUAAAUGCAAUCAUCUGUCGUAUACAUAACAACUUUAAUUUUUACUACGGUAAUGUUUUGCAAUCAAAUAAUUACUAACACAAAAAAUUUAAUUCAUCUUACUGAAUUUUUUAUUAAGCAAACAAUGUAAUUUUUAAAUUGGACUUUAUUUCUAAGUUUUCUUAAGCUGUUAACAAUUCAUGGCGUCUCAAGAUCACGUACAUUAAUUAUCCGGAUAAGGGAACAAUUCCUAUCCAAACAACACGUCAGCCGCUGAAUUGAUCAAGGCGUCGGCCGGCGGCAAUUUGUCGACUAUCGACCAACUAUCGGUCGAAUUUCGAUAUCCAUCACUGAAGGUUUACUUGAGUAAAGAAGUUUUUUUUUCUUAUGUUUUGUAAGGAAAUUAACCUAUCACAAAUGCAGUUUUACUUUCCCCUUAUUACUAAUUCAAAUUCGCGCAGAAAAACCGGCUUUUUUUCCUCUUUCGUGCCACAAACCUCACAGCUUUCGGGCGUUUUACAAAGUCAGACGCUACUGACAAGUUUUUACUCGCUGCAAUUGCUAUUCAAAUCUAAAUUUUAACUGAUCUUGACUUAAAGGGUGCUGUAACGACAAAAUAUUCCCCGUUGUAACUGAGGAUAACGUACAAAGGGGUAAAACGACAGCAAGAUGACGGCGAUCACAAUAAUAACGGGAAAUGAAACACAGACGAAAACGUUUGAAGGAUCAGAAUGCUCCUUGGUUUGGGUAGGUGAGUUUAAACAACAGUCCGUUUCACUCUCAGCAGUCAACAUUCUCCUCUCCAUCACAGCAACUCUUGGGAAUUCGCUCAUCCUCGCUGCCCUUCACAAGGAAUAUUCUCUCCAUUCGCCAUCGAAACUCUUGUAUCGUUGUCUGGCAACAACUGAUCUGUUGAUUGGUCUUGUUACCCAGCCUCUCUAUGCUACUUAUUGGAUGUCCUUGGUUCACGAACACUGGAGUCUUUGUCGAUACUCAAAUUAUGCAACCGGCGUAACAGGCUAUGUGUUAUGUUUAGUUUCAUUGUUGACGCUGACGGCCAUAAGCGUGGAUCGACUUCUCGCUCUGUUGUUGGGACUGAGAUACAAAGAGAUGGUAACUUUGAGGCGCACGUAUAUCAUCUUAGCUAUCUUUUGGGUUGUAUCUCUAUUCGUUGGUUUAUUCUUACUUCUCAAUAAUCAUAUAACCCUUUGGUGCGGCUUUAUAAUUACAUUAUCUUGCCUAAUUACUUCCAUUGCCUCAUACAGAAAGAUUUUCCGCGCUCUCAGUCUUCAUCAGGCUCAAAUACAAGAUCACGCUCAACAACAGCCACGCCAACCAAAUGCAUUGAACAUGGCGCGAUACAAAAAGGCAGUGUUCAGUGCACUAUGGGUGCAGUUAGCUUUAGUUGUCUGUUAUGUACCACACACUGCAGUGAAAAUUGUGAGCUUUCUUAAUACAAAGCGAUUUCCGAAUUUCAUCAUCAUCCAGGGAAUGGUAAUUGUCUUAGUGUUAUUUAACUCUACUUUAAAUCCGUUCCUUUACUACUGGAAGAUACGUGAAGUGAGACGAGCAGUAAAGCAGACAAUCAGACAAGUAAUCUGCUAUGCAUAA